AUGUCAGAGCCGGCAUCAGAGAAUAUUCCGACGUUGGGACCUGGUCAACCUGACCCAUCCAAAACAUCUCGCGAGACGUCUCCAGCGCGCACUUCUCGCAGCGCGUCUCACAUCCCUCAGCUCUCGCGGUCGCGCAAGGGAAGCCAGGAGUUCAGUCCGACACGGAACAGUGGGAUAGCAGGAUCCCUGUCAACCGUACCUUCAGCCGCUGCCGUCCAGCGAGCAUUGUCUGCCCAGAGGCCGAUUUUACAACCUCCCAGCGUUGACUCCGUGCUUGAGGGUGGCCGCCCAUCUGAACGACAAAUGAAGACAGGUCAGAAUCCGCCAUCAUGGCCCACGUCGCCCCGGUUGAAGUCUCCUCCGCCUUCGAAGGCUGGCGCGAAGGCGCCGUCAGUCAAGCGGAAUGAUUCAGACCAGACGCCGUCAAACACUUCGCUGAAAAGGCUGGCACCUCCCUCUCACCCUGACCAAGCCGCUGCCAUGCAGAUACCUGACGUCCAUGAACAAACCGGCCCUCAUUCCAACUCGAGGGUAUCAGGCCGCGGCCCAAGCACUACCCUCGAAACGGUGGCAGAAAAUAGUGUCCCCACGACUCCUGCAAUCGGUCCGAUCUCGACUUCGCCACUGGAACACAAGAUGGAUGUAGCAUCCCUUGACCAGCGAUUAGAGUCGCGGCCUGAUCUACCUUCCGCCAAGGAUGGGGAAGGCAGUGGUGGUGACGGCCCUUCGAAAGUCACAGCCGCCAAAACAGAAAGUGGUCGGAGGUCAAGGGCUCCAAGCAAUUCCCGCUCAGCUUCAGAUUUAGCAAAACGCUCUUUUACCAGCUUGACGGUGGCCAAGCCCAAGCCCGCGGGUGACCCCCCUCGAACCAUGACCGUGGAGACGGAGACUGUCACUUCCAUGCCUCAAUUGCUGGGUCCCGACCGAGGUGCUUCAGGCAGGGAUGGUAAUGGUAGUGUAAGGACCAAACCGAGCAAUGAGACCAUUCGGCCGAGAAAGGAGAAGAAAAAAUCCCGCAAGACUCCUUCGCUCCAUGCGGGCACAGUAACUUCCAAAGCCGACCUGUUCGAGGCCAAAGUUGCCAGCGCGGUGGACGAAGCGGAUUCCUCUGAUUCAGACGAGACUUUUGUCUACGAGUCGAACCCACCAGACAGCAGGCCUGCACGACAUCACUCUCGAACACCUAGCGCGACGUCCCUGGCUAGCCAAGAACAAUUUGGAAACCGCAGUAAACAUGGCCUCCGCAGUGGCAGUCAAGCAAUCACGGGGAAGAAGAGCAUGAAGUUCUCGAGUAGCACCUACAACAAUCUUUUGGAUGGCGAGUCUGGACCCGAAGGACGAGGAAGCCAACGCAAUUCUAGUUCAACGCCUCGUCAUCAUCACAUCAGUCGGCAUGGACGACCUCACCACACCUCGAUCUUGGACACGGAGUCACCUUUUACACAGGCUAACAAGACGAAUUCUUCGCGUUCGACGACCAACAAUCCUUCCCGAUUUUCUCGGCCUAAUAGCCCACGAACCUCCAACGGACGAGUGACGGGCACCCUGCGUAAGGGGGAACCGUUUGAUGCCUAUGAGGAUGCUGUCGCCGACGACGAGAGGGCCCCGUUACUUGGAUCAGUCCGCAUUAAUCGCACGCGACACAGUCGUCGUCCGCACAGUGUGAGUCUUCGGCAUCUCGAGUACAACGACAUCCACGACCGCAGUUGGUGUGGCGGGUACAGUGGCUGCAUUCUCCUUGGGCUUGUUAUUCUCCUGAUCUGUGUUGGUAUUACAACGUUUGUGAUGGCGCUCAACCGCCCGUUGGUAGAUGUCUCCAUCAAACAUAUCCAAAACGUGCUUGCAUCGGAGCAGGAGCUUAUGCUGGAUCUGGAUGUGCUGGCGAUCAACACGAAUCUUUUCCCGAUCACGGUGAACGAUCUCGACGUCAACCUCUUUGCCGAGAGCCCUUAUGUUGGCUCGACAUCUGACUGGGAUGGGUCUGACCAAAGGAGUGCGCUCCGAUGGGUCACACGAGGGAGCGCAGACACCCUGGGAUUCGAGUGGCCGCCGUGGCAUUCUGAUGAUGGGGUAGAUGAAGGUACCGAUCCGAUCGACGACCCUGAGCCAGGCACACAGAAAAUGUUGCUCGGAAGAGUUCUCGUCUUCGAUUCGCCGCUAGUCUUUGAUGCAUCACCACUGCGACACAGCCACACUUCUUCUGUUGGUGAGAUCCGGCUCGCGAGGCCGGGCAACAAGACUGAAGUCGGCGGAUCUGCACGUUGGGAGAGAGUGCUGCAACAUCCGUUUGAUCUUAUUGUUAGAGGCGUGAUCAAGUAUCAAUUACCUCUGAGCUCUAAAUCGAGGUCUGCCAAGAUUGGCAGCCGGGUCAAGGUGUUACCCAACGACGACAAAUCUGGAGAUGAUCCUGGGGGAGAUCCGACGGAACCAAAGGCAUAA
Molecule: messenger RNA, 2439 nt
Organism: Fonsecaea erecta
Lineage: Eukaryota; Fungi; Ascomycota; Eurotiomycetes; Chaetothyriales; Herpotrichiellaceae
Exons: 1
Coding region: 1-2439 (812 amino acids)
Biological process (GO): positive regulation of phosphatidylinositol biosynthetic process; protein localization to vacuolar membrane; vacuole inheritance
Cellular component (GO): PAS complex; fungal-type vacuole membrane
Source: RefSeq, a predicted model, not a curated record